AUGCUUUCUGCCCACAUUCCGCUCCUCUCCAUUGUGCGGAACCAAUGGGCUCCGGUGCAGGUGGCUUGGCGGGAAUUGACUGGCGAUUCUGCCCCCGACUGGAAUGGUGAUCUAUUAUUCAUGGGUCGCCACGAGGCGCCUGGAACAGCAUGCUGGCGGGACAAUGUGAAAACGUCGCGUCCUGCCAACGGCCAUUCUUUGUUCUCGAGAGCGAAUCGCCCGACCGUCACAAAGACCGUCACCAUCCUCGAGACGGCCGUGUCGGAUUGCCCUGCUCCCAAGUAUACCGUCUGCCCCGAUGAAGACUUCUUUACUCUAGUCAUCUCCAGCACCAGUCUCCGCACUAUAUUGGAAACGCCCUCGACGAUUGUCUACAACGUGUCAAACACUGUCGAGGUGGUGACGAGGACUAUAACCGACACCGCGACCAUCUGCUCGCUGCCGUCGCUUACAAGCGUCGAGCCCCAAACCUCGGGUGUUCUCAAUACCGAACUUGGCGAAGAAGGCCAGCCUACUCAGGCGCCUCUUCUCACUAAUUCGAUUCCUACCCUGUCGUCUCUACCAACCUUCCCAAGCACCGACUCUGUAGCUUCUGCAGAGGCUACACCAACGGCACAGUCGUCGAGCACAGUCUUCAACAAGGUUGACUUCACCUCUGCACCUAUUGGUGCACCUUUUCAGCUACCUAAUUCUACCGUCGCAACUACAAGCCUCACCACCUCAAGUUCAAGCUCGACAAGUCUAAACACAACACAGUCCCUUGCCAAUACAACUUCGGCUCAAGAGGAUUGGAACUCUGCAGACAUGGACUUGGCAAACAUCUUUGCCGCUCCCAUUGACAUCAAGCCGCUGCCGCGUCAAUUCUCGUCCCGGCCCGAUCAUCCGGUCCCCCGCACCGGCAUCCAGACCCAAGGCCCGCUUCAGACCAACAAGUUCUACUCCAACCUCUUCCUGGGAAAUCAAAGGGAUCCCGUCUUCACUUAUCCCUACUCGGUGUCAUGGGUCGACGGUACGGGAGUUAGCGGGAGCUAUGGCAUGGCUGUCUCGCACAUCGACGAGAAGCAGCGUGUCUUUGGACCGCCCAAGUUUGACGGCUCGGCGUCCUACUUUAUUAACCCGAUCGGUAUCCACUCCAUGAUUAUCUCUGCAAGAGAACUUUCGAAAGGGACGAAGAUGACGCUGGACAGCAUGACCGCAUCGUCGAUUCGGGCUCAUCUGAGCUCAAGCGACUCGUCGGCACCACUCAUCUCCUUCCCUCUUGUUCAGGGCAUGGCCUACAUCACGGCCGAAUACAACGGAGCGACGCCCCUUUUGCAGACUGGAGUAUUUUUCCGAAAUGUUACUCGGUCCACGCAGAAGCCAAAAAAGGACGUCACCAGAUACAGCUUUGUUCUGGAGGAUGGCACGACAUGGCGUGUGUAUGGCUACAAGACGAAAGGAGAUGACCUAGAUUUGCAGGUCCUCAAUAACGGAGUGGCCACGUCGUCGAAGCCUUUCUACGGAAUUCUUCAAGUUGUCAAGGAAUCUACGACAACUAACUCGGACGAGGAAAGCAAGCUUCUGGAUCAGGGCGCUGGUAUCUACCCUACAAGCAUGACCCUUGAUGGCAGUGUGAAAGGCGCUGUUGGAAGCUACCAAUUCACCUUUGACAAGAGCGGCCACCAGGAUGGUGAGCUUCUAAUGUUUGCACUGCCUCAUCAUGUGCAAUCAUUUGACAAAGCCACACUUGGCCAACAGGCAAAGGGCGUUUCACUCAUGACACCUACCAAAGGUAGUGCCGCACUGGUGCAAGGUACAAAGUGGAACAUGAUAGAACCGGCCAUGCCCGUCAAGCUCGGUUUUGAUCCUUAUGAUGCGCAAAAGGGCAGCCUGAACAAGCUCUCGGACAGCGCAAAGUCGACCAUCAAGGCCGCCGCCUCCAAGGAAAUCCUCCAAGACAUGAUAGCGGCGAGCGACCUUGACUCAAUGUACUUUAGUGGAAAGGCGCUGGCCAAGUAUGCAUUUAUGCUCUACAUCAUCAACGACAUGCUUGGAGAGACGAAGCUUGCGCAGACUGGGCUGGGGCAGUUGAAGACUGCCUUUGCAAGAUUCGCCGACAACAAGCAAAAAUUCCCGUUGGUCCACGAAACCGCCUGGGGCGGCGUUGUAUCGUCUGGAGCCUACAAGACUGGGCAGGCACUGGAAGACUUUGGCAACACGUAUUACAACGACCACCACUUCCACUACGGUUACCAUAUUCUGGCGGCGGCCGUGAUUGGACACUUGGACAAGACGUGGGUGGCCAAGAACAAGGACUAUGUCAACAUGCUAGCACGAGACACCUCGAACCCGAGCUCCAAGGAUACCGUGUUCCCGGAGUGGCGGUCGUUUGACUGGUAUCAUGGACACAGCUGGGCGACCGGCCUGUACGCGUCGCUGGACGGCAAGAACCAGGAAUCGAGCUCGGAGGAUAUGAUGCAUGCGUAUGGCUUGAAGAUGUGGGGUAAGGUGUCGAGGAAUGCACCCCUUGAAGCUCGAGCCAACUUGCAGCUGGCCAUUACAGCACGAAGCUUGCAGCAGUACUAUCUGUAUGAGGCGGAGAACACGAUUCAGCCGGGAAGCUUUAUCGGAAACAAGGUUGCGGGUAUCUUGUUUGAGAACAAGAUUGACCACACCACGUUCUUUGGCAACCAGAUUGAAUUUAUCCAGGGCAUUCACAUGAUUCCGAUCUUGCCGGUGACGACAGUGGCGCGCACGUCCAAGUUUGUCAAGGAGGAGUGGGAGGCGUUCUUCAGCAACGGGAGACUGGACCUCAUCGACAAUGGUUGGAAGUCUAUCUUGCUUGGCAACCUGGCGACGAUCGAGCCCAAGCAGGCGUUUGCGGUGCUAAGCGAGAAGAACUUUGACAGCAAGUGGCUGGAUGGAGGCGUCUCGCUGACAUGGUUGUUGGCGUAUUCUGCUGCUCUCGGCGGAUUGUAA
This is a messenger RNA of Cordyceps fumosorosea ARSEF 2679, 2958 nucleotides long. Its product is annotated as endo-1,3-beta-glucanase Engl1. Gene Ontology annotation, cellular component: cell surface. The coding region runs from base 1 to 2958 and encodes 985 amino acids. The record is from RefSeq and is a predicted model, not a curated record. The transcript has 5 exons. Gene Ontology annotation, molecular function: endo-1,3(4)-beta-glucanase activity; glucan endo-1,3-beta-D-glucosidase activity. NCBI's taxonomy places the organism in Eukaryota, Fungi, Ascomycota, Sordariomycetes, Hypocreales, Cordycipitaceae.